This is a messenger RNA of Ornithodoros turicata, 2499 nucleotides long. RefSeq names its product ecto-NOX disulfide-thiol exchanger 2-like. Gene Ontology annotation, cellular component: external side of plasma membrane; plasma membrane. The record is from RefSeq and is a predicted model, not a curated record. The transcript is spliced from 12 exons. Lineage: Eukaryota; Metazoa; Arthropoda; Arachnida; Ixodida; Argasidae. Gene Ontology annotation, molecular function: oxidoreductase activity; RNA binding. Gene Ontology annotation, biological process: ultradian rhythm. The coding region runs from base 185 to 1894 and encodes 569 amino acids.
ACGUAGUGUGCUAGUGCUGCGCGUUGUCGUCUGCUGUGUUUGGUGAGAUUUAUCAUAAAAUAUGUUGCGCGUUACUGAGUGCAUUGUUAAAUAGCUAGGCGCAGUUUGUAAAUAAAUAAUCUAUAGAAGUACUACAGCGGAGCUGUACGCUCUUGAAGCGAUUGAACGCUCUUGAAGCAUAAAAAUGUUACAGGCAGCCGUCUGUGGAGGCUCCCCAGUAAUGCCCCCGAAUACAGUUGAUCCAUCUACAAACGACGCUCCGUUAGAGUUCACAUCAAGAAUGAAAGCCUCAGUUUCAUCCGACGGAUUAGGACGUCCUGUGAAUCCACCUUUUACAAGUUUUGCCGCUGGACUACCAGAUAGCAAUGGGAUGCCCUCACUAGCUACAGGAAUGAUAGCUAGCCCUGCUCCCUGGGGUGUACCACCCUUUGUGAGUAUACCUGGUGACCCAACUCUCAUGGGAGUGGUGGCAUCGGGUUACAGCCAGUGCCCGCAAUUUGGGUUUCUGGGACCCCCUCCCGAUAUGAACCCUGGCAUAUUGCCUGCUUCUGUAAUGGGGAACGAGCCUCCUGCUAAGGAAGUGUUACGUUUUCCUAACUCUGUCCUCUACCCUCCCAAGCCAAGCAUGCCUCCUCCAGCGACACGGGACAGACCUCCUGGUUGUCGCACCGUGUUUGUUGGCGGCCUUCCUGAAAAUGCAACCGAAGAUGUGAUUCGUGAAGUGUUCCAGCACUGUGGUGAGAUCACCACCAUUCGUAUGAGCAAGAAAAACUUCUGUCACAUCCGCUUUGAGAGCGAGGAAGUUGUUGACAACGCAAUAGCCUUCUCAGGAUACCGUAUGAAAAUUCAAGGCCAAGAUGAUGCGAGCAAUACGGGACGUCUACACGUGGAUUAUGCCCAGGCAAGAGAUGACCAACACGCCUGGGAGUGCAGACAACGAGCUAUACAGAGAGAACUACGUCAUCGUGAACGUAUGGACCGGGAACGCUUACGGCCUCCAUCUCCACCGCCUGUGGUGCACUACUCAGAUCAUGAAGCUCAACAGUUGACCGAUAAGCUUAAAAGUGAAGAAGCAUUCCAAAAGGCUGUGCAAGUUCUCACAGUGUGGCUUGACAGAGGCGAGUGCUCCAAGCGCAACGCUGGCCACUUUUACUCCAUGCUGCAGACGACAAACAGUCACGUGCGUCGGCUGCUUCAAGAGAAGACUCAACACGAGGAGGAACUGAAUCGAGCAAAGGCGCUCUUCAACCAACGCCUGCAGGGAAUCCUUAUCCAACUCGGGCAGAUUGAGAAGGUAUUUGGGGUGGCCAGCCACCAGAAGGUCUGGGAUCAUUUCACCAAGGCCCAGAGGAAAAACAUCGACACCUGGCGAAAGCAGUCACAGGAAAUAAAGUCUGCUCACCUGGCUGAUGUGCUCGACAAACGCCAAGAGGAUGAGAUGGACCUAAGUGACGACAACGACGAUGCGCCGCCCAUGAAGAUAUCAAAGGAUACUCAUAAUUUUGCAGGGAGCCACGCAAAAGAUGGAAAAGGUGGAGACGACGAUGAAGAAGAGGAUCCAGAAGAAGCGCUGAGAAGACUCCAAGAGGAAGCAGAUUCUCUGCGCUGUCAGCUAGAAGCCUAUCGGAAUGAGGCAGAGCUAUUGAGGUCUGAGCAUGAACACAAGGACCAACAGUUGAGGCUUCUUCAGCAAGCACUUCAAGGGGUACAGCAGCAGAGAGCCAAAGACCUCGACAAGUUGGGGAAGUUGGGAUCAAAGUCUGAUUCGCCACCUGACAGGGAACCUUCUACCUCCUCCUCCUCUCGCAAUGAAGUCUCAUCCUCGGUGCAGGUUGCUGGGAUAAGGAUAACAGAAAAAGAUGCAAAGUUAAUAGCGUCCCGGGCAGUCCUUUAGCCAUCACUGACCUCCUGCUUCGUUUUGGCCACAAAUAACCUGCAGACAAACCGAGCUCAUCGUUCAACAAUGACGAGUUGCCGCGAUGCUGGGUCUACUUCUUCAUCUGCCGCACAUUCCGGGAGACAGAAGCAUUGUCUGCAAUUCGUCCUUUCAUGCUGCCUCGUUUUGUUUGUCGUGUGGCAGGACAAAGGCGCUGAUAGGAUAUUAAGUAUCGUUCUAAUAAUGUUGGCCAUUUAACGUAUUUACGUUUCUGCUGUUACUGCAAUUUACUGCACCGUGAACACUAUAGCGGUUACGACGCAUUUGUUUGUUAGCUUGAGUUACGAACCUGUUGCUGAAGAGACAAGCAUUCCAUGCUUUUAGAAGCAUGCAUUUUAAGAAAACGAACGGCAAAUUGGGGAUUACUUACAGCUUCAACGCCCCCCCCCCCCCUCCCACGAGACUGCAAUUAUUUCCCAUUUACUCUUCUGACUCUGAAAUUUACUCCCCAGCACUGCAAAUAGUCCCUAAGCUUAGCAGGAACUUCAGUGUAUUUAGUCCUAAAAGGGACUAAUGGUUGUGUCAAUGCGUGUAGUCCUCAAAAGGAGUAAAAUAUCUCCCCU